AUGGUUAAAAAUUUUGGUAUUGUUCAAUAUGCAUGCAAGUUGGGCCAAGACGAGAAGGGAGUCGAAAAUACACCCGAUAUUUUAUCAAAUAUUCUACUGCCCUAUAUCAAAGAAAAUGAAUACACCGUUCACCUGUACAAUUCAGCCAUAAUUCGAAAACUAGAUGAUUGUUCUGCGUCAGGUAAUGAAAAUGCUAUAUUCACAGCAAAUUUACAAUUGCGCAGUAUGGUUAAGAAAUCCCUUGAUGAAAACAAUAAAACAUUGAUUAUUGGCGGUGAUCAUACCAUGGGUUUAGGUACAGUAUCGGGUUUUCUCGAAAAAUAUCCUCAACAGUCAUUUGUUAUUUGGAUAGAUGCACACCCGGAUUUAAAUACUCGUCAAUCGUCUGAGUCAGGUCAUUAUCAUGGCAUGUCAAUGUCAUUUAUGCUUGGACUGGAUGCUGAUAAAAACUUUCCUGUGAACCAAAAAUUGCGUUUUGAUCAACUUCUCUAUAUUGGAUUGAGAGAUGUCGAUGACUUCGAAAAGAAAGUGUUAAAAGAGAAUAAAGUUAAAUGUCUGUAUGGCUCGAUCAGAGAUAAAGAUAUUAAUGAAAUAUUAAGUAAAACGGUUGGAAAAGGCAAAAAUGUUCAUAUUAGUUGGGAUGUUGAUUCAAUAGAUCCUUCGGCGAUCCCAUCGACAGGAACACCGGUGGAGAGGGGAAUGGAUUGUUCAGAAGUAAUUGAUAUUAUUCGAGCAGUAUCAAAAGAAAAUCGACUUGUCUCAAUGGAUGUUACCGAACUGAAUUUGGAUUUGGGAUUAGAGGAUGAUCAGAAAAAGUCAUUGAAAAAUUCCAUUGAUGUUGUCAAACAUUAUAUUACUUGUUGA
Messenger RNA from Didymodactylos carnosus, 864 nucleotides. The record is from the annotation of a GenBank genome assembly. Lineage: Eukaryota; Metazoa; Rotifera; Eurotatoria; Philodinida; Philodinidae.